Messenger RNA from Bufo bufo (common toad), 1378 nucleotides. RefSeq names its product tripartite motif containing 54 (gene TRIM54). The transcript has 9 exons. The coding region runs from base 182 to 1306 and encodes 374 amino acids. Gene Ontology annotation, molecular function: zinc ion binding. The record is from RefSeq and is a predicted model, not a curated record. NCBI's taxonomy places the organism in Eukaryota, Metazoa, Chordata, Amphibia, Anura, Bufonidae.
GUCUGGCAGAUUGUAUCUCUCUGGAAAGGAAGGGGUUGAAAGGGUCUCCUCCCGCCCCAGAGGGUACGAUAAGAACAUCUAAAGUUAUUCUGUGUGCAGAGAGGUCUCAUGAGUGAGUGGGUCUCGUGCAGCCGCCAUCUGCCUUGUGUCUCGUCUGCCCAGCCUUACGUCCGGCAAAGGGAUGAAUUUUGCCGUAGGAUUUAAGUCUUUGGGGGGGGACACUCAGACUAUGGACAACCUGGAGAAGCAACUGAUCUGCCCCAUCUGCUUGGAGAUGUUUACCAAGCCUGUGGUGAUCCUGCCCUGCCAGCAUAACCUGUGCCGCAAGUGUGCCAAUGACAUAUUCCAGGCUUCAAAUCCCCUCUGGCAGUCCCGCGGUUCCAGCACUGUAUCUUCAGGAGGACGAUUCCGGUGCCCUUCAUGCCGACAUGAGGUUGUCCUCGAUAGACAUGGAGUGUACGGGCUGCAAAGGAAUCUACUGGUGGAAAAUAUCAUAGAUAUCUACAAGCAGGAGUCUAGUAGACCUCUUAACACCAAAACAGAGCAGCACUUAAUGUGUGAGGAGCACGAGGAUGAGAAGAUUAACAUCUACUGCCUGACGUGUGAGACCCCGACCUGCUCCAUGUGUAAAGUGUUUGGGGCCCACAAAGACUGUGAGGUGGCCCCACUCUCAAGCAUCUACAAGAGACAGAAGAGCGACAUCAGUGACGGCAUCGCCAUAAUGGUGGCCGGGAAUGACCGUAUCCAGGCGAUCAUUACACAGAUGGAGGAGAUCUGCAAAAGCGUCGAAGACAGCAGCCGCCGGCAGAAGCAGCUCCUCAGUCAGCGCUUUGACUCCUUAUACAACAUCUUGGAGGAGAGGAAGAAGGAGCUUCUGCAGAUGAUCACCCGAGAGCAGGAGGAGAAGCUGCAGUACGUCAGGGGUCUGAUCCGCCAACAUGGAGACCACCUGGAGGUCACAUCUAAACUAGUAGAGACAGCCAUACAGUCUAUGGAUGAACCACAGAUGGCACAGUUCCUGCAGCACGCAAAGGAACUGAUCAAGAAGAUCACAGAUAUGUCCAAGGUUUCCACGAUAGACCGUCCAGACCCUGGCUAUGAGAACAUGGAUCACUUCUGUGUUAAUGUGGAUCUUGUGUCCGAGAUGCUUAGGACCAUCGAUUUCCACCCCGCUGCUCAGGGGGAUGAAGAAGAAGAGAUAUUUGAUGUGGACGAGGUGGAAACUGAAGAGGAGAGGCCGGUAUCUACAGAGGACUCUGGUCCCAGCAGGCAGAAGACAGCGACCCCUCAGCAUGGCGGGGUGUAGGGUGUCGGGGGUGACCGUGGAGAAUUCUGUAAUAACAUUAUAAUAGAGUGAAAUAAAUCUCAGAACCUGUGA